AUGAUUAUCUCACAAGUCGACACUAAAAGCUUCCUCUUGCACGAUCUGAUCAUCAGAGCCGCCGUAGCCGACGGUGCUGACGGUGGUGGCCGGGGUUUUCUCGGCGGAGGAGGUGGAGAGUCUACGACGGCGGGAAUCUUGUGUUCUUGGGAUGUGGGUGUGCUGCAGCGGAGGUCAUCUUCGUCGUCAUCACCUUCGUCCUUCUUUGUUUUUGAGGUUUUGGAUCGGAUCUUGAUGGGUGUUGGGAAAUUGAAUUUGGACAAAUCUUGUAGUAAUUCAAGAUCCAUAUCUAAACUUGUGUAUAGAAAACUUCUUGGAGAAGUGAGAGGUUGA
Arabidopsis thaliana (thale cress) is the source of this 333-nucleotide messenger RNA. RefSeq lists its product as uncharacterized. The record is from RefSeq and is marked reviewed. NCBI's taxonomy places the organism in Eukaryota, Viridiplantae, Streptophyta, Magnoliopsida, Brassicales, Brassicaceae. The coding region runs from base 1 to 333 and encodes 110 amino acids. The transcript is spliced from 2 exons.